This is a messenger RNA of Coffea arabica (coffee), 2067 nucleotides long. RefSeq names its product putative late blight resistance protein homolog R1A-10. Gene Ontology annotation, biological process: defense response to other organism. The record is from RefSeq and is a predicted model, not a curated record. NCBI's taxonomy places the organism in Eukaryota, Viridiplantae, Streptophyta, Magnoliopsida, Gentianales, Rubiaceae. Gene Ontology annotation, molecular function: ADP binding.
AUGGCAGGACUAGGCAAGACAACUUUAGCCAAACGAGUGUACGAGCAUCCUGCUCUGAGAAACAACUUCAAUUUUCGGGCAUGGUGCAACGUUUCUCAGGAAUAUCAGAAUGAAGGUUUGUUACGUGAAAUUCUGGGUUGUAUUCAUCCUGAGAAUUCUAAGCUGUACUCUGAGAAGGAAGAAGGUGCUUUGGCUUUAGAGCUCAAACAAUCCCUAUUGAAAAAUAAGUACCUCAUCAUCUUGGAUGACGUAUGGGACAUAAAGGCAUGGAAUACCUUGAAAGUAUCAUUCCCAGAUGAUGAAAAUGGAAGCAGAAUUAUUAUAACAAGCAGAAUGCAUGGGGUGGCUUCAGAUGCUAAAUGCUACAGUGAACCUCACUGCCUUCGGCCAUUCAACGAUAAUGAGAGCCGGGAGUUACUAAAGAAAACACUCUUUCCCAACGAUGAUUUUCCUCCUAAACUGCGAAGAGUUGGGAUGCAGAUAGCUAAAAGCUGUGGUGGGCUACCUCUCUCAGUUGUCAUCACAGCUGGGAUUCUGCAAACUAUAGAACAGGAUGGUUGGCAGGAAUUUGCAGCAAGGCUAAGUACAAGUGUAGUUAGCGGCACAGAGCAGUGCAUCAAUAUGUUAGAACUCAGCUACAGGCGUAUACCUGAUUGCUUGAAGAAAUGCUUUCUUUAUUUUGGACCAUUUGUACGAGGUCAAGAAAUUCCAACUAAAAGGUUAAUGUGGCUAUGGAUCGCCGAAGGAUUUGUGCAACAAGUUGAGCAAGAGGAAUCAGAGGAAGUAGCAGAGCGCUGCAUGAAAGCAAAAGCUAAGGAAAAGGCUUACCCAAAAGGAGGUAAGGAAGAGACUGACCCAAAAAUAGCUGAGGCAGAGAAUUUUUUGCAGUUGCAGUUGUUACACGGUUAUGAAGGACUUUUUACUUUUAGUGAGUCAUACAACACAAGCAGUGUUGGAUUUGGGGGAAGUUCUCCUAGUGAACAUUUUCCCACUGAAAUAGAGGUGCUUGUUGAGUUAAGGUACUUGGCAAUUUGGGGUAAGAUGCAAUCCGUCCCAUCGUCAAUACCCAACCUCACCAAUUUGGAAACUUUUCUUGUUAAAAGGAAUUGGGGUGAUGAUGUUAUUAUGUUGCCAGAGAAUAUUUGGAGUAUGAUGAAUUUGAGGCAUCUGGGCGUGAGCAAUUGUUGUGGUGACAUGAGUCUGGCCAAAGACAAUCUUGACAACCCGUGGGUUCUAUGUAAUUUGAGCACCUUUUCCAAUCUAGCGCUCGUUUACGAGCAAGGCGUGGAAAAGCUGUUAACAAAGCUCCCUAACAUCCGUAGACUAAAGUGCAAGCUCCGUGAACCAGAAGAUUCAGAGGAUUUGGGUACGCAUUGCAGCAGGGUUGAGUCAAUGGGCUUUCUGACUCGGCUAAAAUCACUCAGUCUGUCUUUUAAAUUCAUUGAUCAUUCAAAUCCUAUUCAGUUUCACCUUCCACCGAAUCUCGAGAAGUUAAGCCUCUCGUACUUUCCCUGGAGUAUGAUUUCUGCAAUUGAGAAACUAACCAAUCUUGUGGUUCUCAAAUUAUCGAAUGAUGAGGAGGACAUAUCCGACAGAGAAGCAGAGCUCCCUCAUGAAAAUAUGACAGACGGUGACCAUGAGGAGGAAAUUCCGGAAGUGGUAGAAGAAGGGGAACAACCUGAGGAGGAAACAACAAGGGAGAAAAGAUGGGACGUAGCAGAAGAAGUUGAAUUUCCGAAGCUCAGAUUCUUAAAGUUAUCUUCCAUGACUAUUUCCAGGUGGACAGGGUCGGGUGAUCAUUUUCCAGGUCUUCAGAGAUUAAAGUUGGAGGACUGUUGGUAUUUGAAAGAAAUGCCGAACUGUUUGGGGUCUAAUUCACCUCUUCAAAUGAUUGAGAUUCGCUAUUGUCCGAUGUCUGUUGAAUUUUUAGUAUACGAGAUUGAGAGACAACAAAAGUAUGAAGGAAAUCAGGACCUGCAGAUUUUUAGACAACAAAAUUACGAAGGAAAUCAGGGCCUGGAGCAUGAAGGAGAUCAAGGCCUGCAUAUUUACAGCUUCUUGAGGUAG